AUGUAACAAAAUGUUCUGAAGUAACAGCCUCCAAUGGCGGAUGGACGCUACUGAACUCCAAACUCAUCAUCUGGAUAACUCCUUCACCAGAUGGCCCAGAAAGAAGCAAUCCCCUUUUGCCUCUAUUGACCAAUUGCACGCAAACACACACAUUCACUCGCUUGCCUUUUUUCCCAUUCAAAAUUAUGAAGCCUCGACCCUUCAGCGUCUUCCAGAGCCAAAAAAGAACGCUCUCUCAAUCAUUUUUAUUUAUUUUAAUUAAUUAAUUAAUUCAGUCUCAAAAUCACCUCAUAUCUACAGCAUCUGCAAAAUGUCUGCAGUGUGGAAACUCAUGGCCACCAUAUCCAAUUCGCUCUCUCUCAAGCACGGUCUAUCUCUCUGCUCUCCAUACUCUUCUUCUCUCAAUCGAAGUUUUCACACUCCUACUGUCGGAUAUCGAACUGUCUACCGGAACUACGUUGUCGCCUCAUCCGCCUUCUCAAAUGAGAAUCGAGAGUAUGUGAUUGUUGGUGGCGGGAAUGCGGCGGGAUAUGCUGCGCGGACUUUUGUCGAGCACGGAAUGGCCGAUGGGAGGCUCUGUAUUGUGACUAAGGAGCCUCAUGCUCCCUAUGAGCGACCAGCUUUAACUAAGGGAUACUUGUUUCCUCUAGAUAAGAAGCCAGCACGCUUGCCUGGAUUUCAUACUUGUGUUGGAUCUGGUGGCGAAAGGCAAACUCCAGACUGGUAUAAAGAGAAAGGGAUUGAGAUGUUGUAUGAAGAUCCAGUGACAAGCGUUGAUAUUGAGAAGCAAACACUUGCAACGAAUUCAGGCAGGGUUCUCAAGUAUGGAACUCUAAUCAUCGCUACAGGAUGUACAGCAUCAAGAUUUCCGGAGAAAAUUGGAGGAAAUUUACCUGGGGUUCACUACAUCAGGGAUGUGGCAGAUGCUGAUGCACUAAUAUCAUCUUUGGAGAAAGCACGGAAGGUAGUGGUGGUUGGUGGUGGUUACAUUGGUAUGGAGGUUGCUGCAGCAGCUGUUGGUUGGAAACUUGAUACUACAAUCAUUUUUCCAGAGAAGCAUCUUUUGCAAAGGUUAUUCACUCCUUCACUUGCUUAUAGAUAUGAAGAAUUAUACAAAGAGAACGGUGUCAAAUUCUUAAAGGGUACCUCUAUAAAAAACUUGGAAGCUGGUUCAGAUGGACGAGUAGCUUCUGUUAAACUUGAAGAUGGAUCUAUCAUAGAAGCAGACACGGUAAUAAUUGGUAUUGGAGCAAAGCCAGCUGUCGGUCCCUUCGAAAAAGUUGGGUUGAAUUUGAAUGCCACUGUUGGUGGAAUACAGGUAGAUGGUCUGUUCAGGACAAAUAUACCUGGAAUUUUUGCAAUUGGAGAUGUCGCAGCAUUCCCAUUAAAGAUGUAUAACCGUACAGCUAGAGUUGAACAUGUAGACCAUGCUCGUAGAUCAGCACAGCAUUGUGUUAAAGCAUUACUUACUGCUCAGACUACGGUAUAUGAUUAUCUCCCAUACUUCUAUUCAAGGGUAUUUGAGUAUGAAGGGAGCCCAAGAAAAAUAUGGUGGCAGUUUUUUGGAGACAAUGUUGGAGAGACAAUAGAGAUUGGAAAUUUUGACCCUAAGAUUGCGACUUUCUGGAUGGAUUCUGGUAAACUGAAAGGAGUUUUACUUGAAAGUGGAAGUCCUGAGGAAUUUCAACUCCUUCCGAAACUUGCCAGGAGCCAACCUAGUGUUGAUAAAUCCAAGCUUCAGAAAGCAUCUUCAGUUGAGGAGGCACUAGAAAUAGCUCAGGAAUCCCUGCAAGCUGCCGUUUAGUUGAGCAUUACAUGCCAGUUCCUUUAAUGCGGUCACUACAUACAAAUUCUUCUUGAUGGGCUCCAUCUGCAUAUGUGUAUGUCUAUAAUAAAGCUGAUUCCUGAAAAAUUUUGAUAUUUGGUACUUACACAUGCUUUAUAUAUUUCCUAAUAAGUCUAUUUAAACUUUUUAA
This is a messenger RNA of Manihot esculenta (cassava), 1976 nucleotides long. RefSeq names its product monodehydroascorbate reductase, chloroplastic/mitochondrial. The transcript has 17 exons. Bases 311 to 1804 code for a protein of 497 amino acids. Gene Ontology annotation, molecular function: flavin adenine dinucleotide binding; oxidoreductase activity, acting on NAD(P)H. Gene Ontology annotation, cellular component: cytoplasm. Lineage: Eukaryota; Viridiplantae; Streptophyta; Magnoliopsida; Malpighiales; Euphorbiaceae. The record is from RefSeq and is a predicted model, not a curated record.